ACAGACCCACGAUUGGAAUACUAGUCCAUUAUUUACCACCACAAAAACACUGAAAGUGUAUUGACUAGGAACGAACUAACGAACACUUUUGAUAUUGAUCUAGUCUGGACCUAUUAUUGCUAUAAUACAUUAAUAGAUGCAAGUGCAAAUAUGGCAGAUACACUGUUCUUCAAAAGAUCACAGUCCAUGUACCCAUACUGGGUAAAUAUGCCACCUACUGUUCCACGAUAUCCAGCUUCCCAAGAUAUGUUCAGGCGAGAAGAGCCAGACAAAUACACCCAAAGGAAAGGCACAGCUGGUUAUCAAAACUGGACUGACAAGUGGUAUGAUUGGGGUCAUCCAGUCAGAAGACUUGAAGAGUUGCCAAAAAUUAUUGACCGCCAUGAGCCAGUGUCCAGGCCAUGGGAUUAUGGAGUUCAUAUGGGCAUUUCUGGACAGUCCAAGUGGACAAAAGAAGGAAAGGAUUGGCCUGUUGAUAACAAGAAAUAUCUCAAAAAUGGAGUGCCCAACACAGAAAACCAUCGGGCAAGGGCUAUCAGAGAGUUGAGCUUUAAGGAUGAAAAACUCUACCCAUUCUCAAACUACAUGACAUCAACUUAUCGGAAGCCAGUGUACUCUGUUUGUGGUCCUAUGCAAAAAGAUCCGGUAUUUGGACUGACCAGGCAAAGGAAUCGUCAUGGAUUCAUGCCAUUUGAAGAUUAUUAUUAACCUGUGUGAGUGAAUUUGUUUGAUAUAAUAGUGAUGUAAAAAUGAAAUCCAUACCCAUCAUAUAAAAAAAAAUAACACAAGUUUGUAAGUUUAAUAAUGAUUUAUAUAA
Physella acuta is the source of this 817-nucleotide messenger RNA. RefSeq lists its product as uncharacterized. The record is from RefSeq and is a predicted model, not a curated record. Lineage: Eukaryota; Metazoa; Mollusca; Gastropoda; Physidae.